This is a messenger RNA of Rangifer tarandus platyrhynchus (Svalbard reindeer), 384 nucleotides long. Lineage: Eukaryota; Metazoa; Chordata; Mammalia; Artiodactyla; Cervidae. The record is from the annotation of a GenBank genome assembly.
AUGUGCCCCCUCCCUCUCGCGGCCGCCGCAGUCACCGCGCCCCGAACCCCGCUCCGGCUCCUCGGCAGAGGGCUCGCCGCCGCCAUGUCUACCGCCCGGCCACUCAAAUCCGUGGACUACGAAGUGUUCGGGAGAGUGCAGGGUGUUUGCUUCAGGAUGUACACUGAAGAUGAGGCUAGGAAAAUUGGAGUGGUUGGCUGGGUGAAGAAUACGAGCAAAGGCACUGUGACAGGCCAAGUGCAAGGCCCUGAAGAGAAAGUCAAUUCCAUGAAGUCCUGGCUGAGCAAGAUUGGAAGUCCUAGUUCUCGCAUUGACCGCACAAACUUUUCCAAUGAAAAAACCAUCUCUAAACUUGAAUACUCUAAUUUUAGUAUUCGAUACUAA